Molecule: messenger RNA, 3087 nt
Organism: Conger conger (European conger)
Lineage: Eukaryota; Metazoa; Chordata; Actinopteri; Anguilliformes; Congridae
Gene: cyth4b
Product: cytohesin 4b
Exons: 13
Coding region: 139-1335 (398 amino acids)
Biological process (GO): regulation of ARF protein signal transduction
Molecular function (GO): guanyl-nucleotide exchange factor activity
Source: RefSeq, a predicted model, not a curated record
CAAAGAAAGUAUACACAGCUGGUGAAGGAAGUUUUUCGAUAGCUCUGUGCCCCUGCUCUGCUCUGUCAAACAGUACUAUUUGUUUAACGACAUCGCUGUCGCCUUUAAAUUAAUGCUUAAUUCAGAUUUAGCGCAUCAAUGACAGCCUACUGCCACCCGGUUCCCUCCGAAUUCACCCAGGCUGAGAAGCUGGAGAUCGAAAGCAUCAAGAUGCACAGGAGAGAUCUUUUAGACGACAUCGAGAAACUGAAGAUGGACAUUGACAAAGUCAUGUCCGAAAUUCAGGACUUUGAGCUGGCCGAGGAGAACAAAAACGUUGUGAGGGACAAGAAGUUCUUAUGCGGAAAGAAGAAAUUCAACAUGGAUCCCAAAAAGGGCAUUCAGUACCUGGUUGACAAUAAGCUGCUGGAGUGGAAAGCACCAGCAGUGGCAGAGUUCCUGUAUAAAGAAGAAGGCCUGAACAAGACAGCCAUCGGAGACUUCUUAGGAGAGAGAGAGGACAUGCAUCUUCAGAUAUUGAAAGCCUUUGUAGAACUACAUGAGUUUUCAGACCUUAACCUUGUGCAGGCACUGAGGCAGUUCCUGUGGAGUUUCCGUCUCCCAGGAGAAGCGCAGAAGAUUGAUCGAAUGAUGGAAUCCUUUGCCACCCGCUACUGUGACUGCAACGCCAACAUGUUUCAGUCUACAGACACCUGCUACAUUUUGUCAUUCGCCAUCAUCAUGCUAAACACCAGCCUCCACAACCCCAACGUGAAGGACAAGACCACGCUGGAAAGGUUCAUCAGCAUGAACAGAGGCAUCAACAACGGGGGCGACCUUCCCAGCGAGCUGCUGACGAAACUCUAUGACAGCAUCCGCAGUGAGCCGUUCAAGAUCCCAGAGGAUGAUGGGAAUGAUCUCACGCACACCUUCUUCAACCCUGACCGAGAGGGCUGGCUACUCAAGCUGGGUGGCAGAGUGAAGACAUGGAAGAGGAGGUGGUUUAUUCUGACAGAUAACUGCCUGUAUUACUUCGAGUUUACCACUGAUAAAGAACCCAGAGGCAUCAUUCCCCUGGAGAACCUGUGUGUGAGAGAGGUGGCGUAUCCACGCAAGCAGUACUGCUUGGAGCUCUACAACCCCAACAGUAAGGGGCAGAAGAUCAAGGCGUGUAAGACGGAGACGGAUGGCCGGGUGGUGGAGGGGAAGCACCAGUCCUACAUGAUCUCCGCAGCUACAGCAGAGGAUCGGGACAACUGGAUCCAGUCCAUCAGGGCAAGUAUCACCAAAGACCCCUUCUAUGACCUCGUGGUGGUUCGCAAGAAGAAAGUAAUCAACAGCGUAACGGAGGAAUGAGGGCAAGUCUCCCACCUGGGAUUGUGGGAGUUUAGUGGGUUUUUACCAAGAAGCACACUAUAGACUGGUGACAGUCUGUUAAAGUGAUUAAAUCUAUGGAGUCAGAUACUCGUGAAUGCAGACAGAGAGUGAUAGAGAGACCCUGAAUGUGACUGUUGUCAAUGACCGAAAUGACAGUGAAAAAUUAACCUUUUUUUUUUUUUUUACUUCUCAAAAAAAUAUUCAGUAAAUUUUGACCAUCAAUUUCAACUUCCUUUUAAGUUACACUAGACUAUAUGAAAUCACGUGGUGCUUUAGACUGGGAAUUCUGAUCCGUUUCGUUUCUUAACAGAACCGCAGUCACAUAAAAAGUUGAGUUACUCUCCUGAAUUUCACCAGUUCCUGAAGUGAGUUGAGGCACAAGUAUUAGCUGUAAAACCACAUGGAAUCACGGUAGCGUUAUAAAUGGCGGCACAACAUCCGAUACAAAAGAGGAGAACAACGAUACCGUGGAAAUAGAUUUAUUAAUGGUCUGCCAAGAGCAGGGACUAUUGGAAUUUAAACUACGUAAAAAUGCCAAGCGCAGCUGUGCAUUGCUCUGUGUGGUCCCCUUUAGCAGGCAAUCUUAUUCUUAUCCAGAGUGAGUCAUUAUGAAAGCGAACAGAAGUGCAUGUGUACCCACCCGAGUAAUAGAAUACGUAGCCUGUGCCUGAUUAGUGACAUCCACAGAGCAGUGAGAGCACACGCAACAGCACAACGCAGUAACUAGGCUCAUGAAGAGAAAAUUGUGACGACCAACAUCCAUUUCAUCUAUGCGUUCAAUGAGUGCACAAAAAAAUUGGCGCUAACUUCAUUAUAUGUUUGAUCGUUUGCAUUGCGCGGUUGCAGCGCCAAUUCAUUACGUCUAAAUAUUUUGUUUUAAUACAAAUAUCGUAUAUUUGAGUCGCUGGUUUUUCUGCCUAUAGGUCCACUGUCAAUGGUCUGGAAAUAAUAACUUUUUUUUACCUUCGCCCGAAUGGCGAAAACAGAGAAGUCCGCAUCCGGAAGAAAGCGUGGAGUCGCUGAAUUUAGAGCGAAACCUCUUGAGCUAUUCUCACUUCCACUAAAAACAGUCAGCAGACCGCCCAGUAAAUUUAGCACCGUGAACAGAAAAAGACGGUUCUACACUUCUGGUGGGAGAGAUCAGCUAACGACAUGUGUGCUAAAGCUAUGGGACGUAGCCUAGAGUUUCUCAAGAUAAACAACUUUUCUGUCGUUGGUAAGGAGAGUGUUUGUGCGUUACAUUAUGCAACCACUUAGCAGACGCUGAUCUUAUCCAGUCACAUGGUAACACUCUACUUGACCCCACCCUCCGGAAAUGGGUCAGUGGUGCAUCUCCUAAAUACUGUGUACAGUAUUAAACAUUUAGUUUUUUUACAACAAUGUACGUGUACAAUAGUCAUUUUGUUCAUGUUUAAUAUUUGUAAAAUCAGUACUUGCGCCCUUUCAUUUUUGAAAUGAGUAUGCAAACACUUGUACUAUAUAGUAUAUGCUCAGGGGAAUACGUUACCGAUGUGUAAUGUGUUGAUGUUGGUUUCACACACCAAGUCGUCUUGUACCAUUUCUAAUAUGUACAGUACAUAAAUGUUCCCAUUUUUACUUUUUCAUCAUGUGACAUACAUACCUAUCCAAAAACAAUUAUGUAAAUUACUUUGUAAAUAUGUAAGAGAAGGUAAUGUUCUAUUUUCAUGUGUAUAAGUUGUCUAUUUAAUAAAUUAAGUACCAUUGACCAAA